Molecule: messenger RNA, 981 nt
Organism: Rubroshorea leprosula
Lineage: Eukaryota; Viridiplantae; Streptophyta; Magnoliopsida; Malvales; Dipterocarpaceae
Source: the annotation of a GenBank genome assembly
CUUCUUCUUCUCCCUGCACCAAACAAGAAGACCCAAGCCGAUCCACACCUCCCCUUGGAAGAAACCGGUAAAGCUUGAUGAUUUUUGCCUUCUUUUCUUGUUCAAGAACAAGAUUUAAGCUUGGAAACUUCCCCCCCCCCUAUGCAGAAUCCCGGAUCUGCUCUGCUCCUUCCUUCUUCACCGCCGGCUGCUCUUGAUUGUGGGUGAUUUCUGGGCAUUUUUUUCGCCCCGUGAGAGUCCCCUGUAGAUUGCCGCCGGAUUCUUCUCCCCCACAGCUCCGGUUUCUGCAGUUGGAAAAUUCUGGUAUGUUGACAGCCCUCCAAGCCCCGAAUUUGUCCAUUUAUUUGCUGCCUUGUGUGUCCAAAAAUCUGCAGAAAAUGGGGAUGAAUUUCGGUAGCUUAAGUUAUGUUUUAAGCUUGGUUUAGGUAGAGAAAUUAGCUUGAUUAUGGCUGCUAUGAUUUUUGGAGAAAAACCCGUGAUUAGCUAGUGUUUGGCCAAUUUUUGGAAGUGCAGUUACUGUUCACGUCGUGGUUACUGUUCACGGAUACUGUUUAUGAUACUGUUCACAUAUUACUAUUCAUGCACUAAUGGCCAACAAUUAACGGGGAUUUAAAUGAUUAGUUUGUGAUAUAAGAACGAAUUUGGAGAUAUUUGAUAAUUUGGAGACUGAUAGAAAUAGCAUCGUGAUUAUGGGUAGUUCUAAUGACGAUUUCACUUGAAUUUGUGAUAGUAUAGAAUUAAUUCUUGGAUAUUUUGAUUAGGUUCCCGAUCGUUCUGUCAAUUAGCACUGAGAUCGAGUCUUCAGUUUUGUGCGAGUGAGUGGGGAUUAUACACCAGCAAAUACUGUAGCCUGCCAAUGGGAGGUUUAUAACACUAGCCGUGACCUAUAGAGGAGACAUCUAUUUCGUUCCCACACUGUAAUCGUUUUUUGUGAUUAUACUUGUUGGCAUGCUAUACGUUUAAUUAAGGGCAAUCCAUAUU